Molecule: messenger RNA, 799 nt
Organism: Mycetomoellerius zeteki
Lineage: Eukaryota; Metazoa; Arthropoda; Insecta; Hymenoptera; Formicidae
Product: endoribonuclease LACTB2
Exons: 2
Cellular component (GO): mitochondrial matrix
Molecular function (GO): RNA endonuclease activity; single-stranded RNA binding
Source: RefSeq, a predicted model, not a curated record
UAUUGCAGACGUGUGCUAGUUGAUUCUGGAGAAGCAAAGACAGCCGGUGAUUAUAUAAAACUCUUGGACAGUGUAUUAAACGAAGAGAAUGCGACUAUUGAGCAUUUGGUGGUCACACAUUGGCAUCACGAUCACAUUGGAGGAGUGGAGCCCGUGCGAAACUUGCUAAGGAGAUUGUUUCCCACGGAAAAGCAGCCAAUUGUGUGGAAAUUGCCACGAUCGCCGAAUGAUACGAACAGCUCGGAUGAUGAGAAAUCAAUUCAAUGGAAACCUCUGAAGAAUGAUCAAGUUGUGGAGGUCGAAGGAGCGAAGCUUCAAAUAAAAUACACGCCAGGGCACACCAGCGAUCAUGCAUGUCUGUUGCUGCAGGACGAGAAUAUUUUGUUCAGCGGCGAUUGCAUCCUCGGGGAAAGUACGACAGUCUUCGAAGAUCUUCACGAUUACAUGUUGUCGCUAAAUAAAAUUCUAGAGUUGCGGCCCAAGAUAAUUUAUCCAGGUCACGGGCCAGUUCUUAACGAUCCUCUGCCACAUAUACAGUAUUACAUUAAGCACAGACAGCAGAGGGAGGAGAAUAUUUUACAGAUGCUGCAACAACAGGGAAAUGAUAAAUCGAUGACGGAGAUGGACAUUGUUAAGCUGAUAUACAAGGAUACCCCAGAGAAAUUGUGGCUAGCUGCAGCAUUUACUGUGGGACAUCAUCUUCGCAAGCUAGAGAAAGAGGGGAAAGUGUUGCAAGAAGAAGAAGGUGGCUGGCGGAGAAUUAGAGGUAAAAUGUAGAUAGGUGUACCAUGUGAAAAAC